Molecule: messenger RNA, 2979 nt
Organism: Leptonychotes weddellii (Weddell seal)
Lineage: Eukaryota; Metazoa; Chordata; Mammalia; Carnivora; Phocidae
Source: RefSeq, a predicted model, not a curated record
UGAGCUUUCUCGUGUGUUUGCAUGCAGGUGGAGCAUGACCCCACCCAUGGUGAAUGCCUACUACUCGCCCACCAAGAAUGAGAUUGUGUUUCCUGCUGGGAUCCUACAGGCGCCGUUCUACACCCGCUCCUCGCCCAAGGCCUUAAACUUCGGUGGCAUUGGUGUUGUUGUGGGCCACGAGCUGACUCAUGCUUUUGAUGAUCAAGGACGAGAGUAUGACAAGGACGGGAACCUUCGGCCCUGGUGGAAGAACUCGUCCGUGGAGGCUUUCAAGCAGCAGACGGAGUGCAUGGUGGAGCAAUAUGGCAACUACAGUGUGAAUGGGGAGCCCGUGAACGGCCGGCACACGCUGGGGGAGAACAUCGCCGACAACGGGGGGCUCAAGGCGGCCUAUCGGGCCUACCAGAACUGGGUGAAGAAGAAUGGGGCUGAGCAGACAUUGCCCACCCUGGGCCUCACCAAUAACCAGCUCUUCUUCCUGGGCUUUGCGCAGGUCUGGUGCUCUGUCCGCACACCUGAGAGUUCCCACGAAGGCCUCAUCACCGAUCCUCACAGCCCCUCCCGCUUCCGGGUCAUUGGCUCCGUCUCUAACUCCUGGGAGUUCUCAGAACACUUCCACUGCCCGCCUGGCUCCCCCAUGAACCCUCAUCACAAGUGUGAGGUCUGGUGAGGGUGGCAGCACCUGAGCCAAGACAGAGGAUGAGCCCCCAGGUGGAGCCUGUCGGGCCACCUUGCCACCCAGCGUCAGGGGUGUCGCCCCACCCCCUGGCCGCCCAGGGCCCCCCCUACCCCACACUGGAGGGCUUCCAGCCGGAACCGAGCCUCUGAUGUGGGUUCUCAACACAAUCCAAGAUUUGAUCCCCUGUGAAGACCCUGCCAUCCCAGGCACACGUGUGCCAGUUCUCACGGGCACUUGGGUGUUAGGCUGGUGGCUUACAGGGCCUGGGCCCCAUACUGACAAGGGCAGUGGGACACGGACCCCUGCCCACAUCCAGUGCCAGAAACACCACGAAUACCACUGUGUCAAAUGCUUUAAAGAUAUAUUUUUGGGGAAGCUAUUUCUUAAACAUUGUGGAAUACACUGGAAAUCUUCAGGGAAAUAAUGCAUUUAAAACACUUUUUUUUUUUUUUAAGGAAAGGAUUGGUAUAUUUAUUAUAUUCUGUUUUUCUAAAUAACCUGUGGAUAAGGGAAGACCCACUGAUUUACCCCUUCCUUCCUCACUCGCUGUGAGGUCGGCUGAGGCAGCCAUCCCCCGCCCCUGAGCAUGUCCCCAAGUAGAGAGCUGAUCCAGUCCUUGGCGUUUGCAAUUUCAGCCUCUGUCUGCUGGUUUUGCGGUCACAAGAUGUAAAGAGGAGAGGUGUGGAGGCCAGGAAGGGGCAGAGGCCCCCUCACGGACACUGCCCCUCACAGCUUGCCUGCCUCUGUCCCCAGAGUCCAACAGUGGGAACCCCAACAAGGACGGUCUGAUCCCCAAAGUCGCAGCAGGAAAUUGAUGGCUGCAGCAGGGUGAGGCCAGCUCGUGGCCUUCAAACCCAGCCCCAGGGCACCCAGGCACCCUGGACCUGGAUGGCAGGAGCCCCGCGAGGCCUCGCCCUGUGUCAGAUGCUCUCUGCCAUGCCGUAGGUAGCCUCUUUCUGGCCCUCUCCUGGCCGCUCCAUGUGUGGCCAAGGGGCCAUUUGCCUGUCCGCAGCAACCCUCCCAUCCCAGCGUCUUCGGGGUCUGCCUUGCUGACCCUCUUCCCCAGGGGAAGGAGAAAAGGGAAGACCACUCUCCUGUCCUGCAGGGCCCGGAUCCUGCCUCUGGGCUCCGGCCUGAGCUUGGCUCCCAGGACCACGGCCAGCCCCGCCAGCCCGCCCUCCAUCUUUAGUGCCUUAGCUGAGGCUGCAGCCCAGGCUGCACCCCAAGGAGACAGCCCUCUACCAGGUGCCCCUCUGCCUCCUCAGUGAAGCCUUCAAGUGUCCUGACUGCAACGCAAGGCCAUGCCCCCUCCUGCCAGUGUCCACAGAGCUGCCCCUCACGGCAGCCCAGGGGCUCUAGCCUGCAGGCAGGUCCGUGGCGCCACGGCCGGGAAUCUGACGGACCCCGGAACGUGCCCUGAGCCCCAUCCCACCCUCAGCCCCUUCGGCUGAGUCAAGACAAUACUUGUAGCCAGAUGGACUCCUCACUUGGCGAUGUUUUCAGCCAAGGAGGACUGUGAGGGAAAGGCUCCCCCGCCACGGUCAGUCCAGCCUGUGGUGUCAGGGAACCAGGACUGGUGUCCCUCCCUGAGGCCAGAGAAGCCAGUGCCCGUCGCGGCUCGCCCAUCUCGGCCGCCCGAGGCCUGGCCGUGCCCCCUCAGCGCGCUCGCCUCGCCCCUGCAGCCAGGACCCUCCCUGCCCAAGGGGCCCGGCACGAUGGGCAUGAGGUCCCUGGUCCCCGCAAGCAGCGGGCCUGGUAGCUCUUCAGAGGAAAGGUAGGCCAGGAGCCCGAGAAGAAGCCAGAGUCAGGGGCUGCCGCACGCACCUCGCCACACAGAGGUGGGCUUCCCAGCCCUGGCGCCCUCCGGUACCUCCUCUGCCCCCCUCCGUCCUUCCCGCCUCCCCCAUGGAAGCUCACAGUCCUCGAGAGUGUCCGCCGGCGCCAGGGACUGGAACCUCCCCGCAGAAUCAAGUGUCCCGGGGCUGAGGGUUCAGCCAGAGGGGGUGCAGACUGCAUUCGGCAGGGGGUCUGGGGAGAGCAGGGCUCCGGCCCAGCAGGGAUGGAAGCAAAGGAAGCAGCCCCCACUGUCCCUACCCCUCCAGAGCUGAAAGAAGCCUGAGCGGAUGGGCGGCUCUGAAAGCCGCCCCCAAUCAGGCCCAGGGAGCCAUAGGGCUGGCGGCUCCGCGGGUACGUGGACGUGGGGUUUGGAGCUGGGAAUCUAUUUUUUGUAUUAUUAUGUUCUGUGCUACUGUAGUUUUGGUGUGGCACUAUUGUAACUCAAAUAAAGUACUUGUACCGAG